AUGCGUCGCAGCGCAUAUUCUGGAGUCCAGAGUCUGGAUUCCGUUUUCGGAGUCGGUGCAGGGUUCGAUGCAUCGCAGUGCCUGCUCUCCACAUUCUGGAUUUUGGAUCGGACCUCUGCACGCUCCGAUGCGUUGCAGCCCCUGCGUUCUGGAGUUUGGAUUCCGGAUUCGGAGUCGUUGCAGGGUUUGAUGCAUCGCAGCGCUUGCCUUCCAGAUUUUGGGUUCCAGAUUGGACCUCUGCAGGCUCUGGUGCGUAGCGGCGCCUACAUCUCAGGCUGCGGAGUGCGGACUUGGAGGGGCUGCAGGCUCUGA
Prorocentrum cordatum is the source of this 312-nucleotide messenger RNA. Lineage: Eukaryota; Dinophyceae; Prorocentrales; Prorocentraceae. The record is from the annotation of a GenBank genome assembly.